ACCAAGUACACUGGUGGGCGCUGUUUUAAGAACAUUAUCCAGCUGCGCUGCCGCUGCCGUCAUACUCUCAGCUUUUUAUGUAACGUAAUCCCACCAAAUAUUGAUGUUUUCAGUCUGUUUUGAUCAAGAAAGAAGCUUCUGAAACGACGGACAGUGUCUCGAUGGAGGGAGAUGAUGGCGACUUCCCCCCUGAGUCAUCAGAGCACUCUCAUUCCCAGCGAGGAAGUGUGGCUUCCUCAGUCACCAGAGCUCAGGAUUUGUUGGUGUACUUGGCGAGCGACAGUGCAGUGCACUUGACUUUGGAGGGUCUCGGCUGUAUGAAUGCGCAGGAGCUCGGCCGCAAUGUCCGAGAAGCCCUCAACAUUCCCAACUCUGCCGUCGAUGUGUUCGCUUUCUGGUUCUGCUCUCCUCUGCUUGACCUGCAGUUGAAGCCGAAACAUUUGCCCUACAAGCUGUGUCGUCAGUGGCAGGACCUGUUGUACCGCUUUACUGAGGCCCCCGCCGAAGACAUUUCUCAAGAUGAGCCAAGUCUUGUGUUCAAAAGAAAUGUUUUUUAUUCCAAGUCAAAAGAACUUCAGAUUGAAGAUGAAGGAGUGUUGAGGCUACUAUAUGACGAGGCCAAGGUGAACAUCUUGGAGGGUCGUUACCCCUGUGACCCUGAACACUGGCUGAUAUUGGGAGCUUUGUCCUGUGCCAUUGAGCUGGGGACUGGGCUUGAUGACCAGGCCCUAACAGCGGCAAUCAGAGAGAAGAAGCUGUCCUCAUUCCUCCCGGCCCACGCUGCAUUAGGAGGAGGAGGUUUUCUGUCCACACUGAGGGGGAGAGGAGGGAGGAAUGCAGAGAUGGAGCAAAAUCUUAUAAAGGAGUAUCGUUCAGUCUGCUCCUCUGCUGCCACUGGCUCCCAUCAGGAGCCCAUCGCUCUGCUGCACCAGUACCUCAGGAGCUGCCACACUCUGCCUUACUAUGGAUGUGCUUUCUUCAUGGGUGAGAUAGACAAGCCAGCACAGGGCCUCCUUCACAGAGGUGGCCGUAAGGCUGUGAGUGUAGGCAUCAGUCUGGAAGGAGUAUAUGUUAUGGAUGUGAAAGAGAAGCAUGUCCUUCUGGGUCUUAAGUUUAGUGAGCUUUCCUGGGAUCACAGCUACCCUGAGACAGAGGGAGACUCGCAUAUCCUCUGGCUGGAGUUUGAUGGAGAGGAGGCUGGCAUGCCUGUUAAUAAAUUAUUAAAGAUUUAUUCAAAACAGGCCGAGCUAAUGAGUGGUCUUAUUGAGUUUUGCGUGGAGUUGCGCUCUGUUGGCGAGUCCGCAGCAGCAGGUACUGACGGUGAAGUCACACCUUCUCAAGAACCUUCGGGUCGGGAAACCAAUGAGAAAACCAGAGAGCGACGGCAGGGGAAACUGCGCAGACAGAACAGCGUAGUCUGUAGCCGAGUCCAUUCACUCAACACCAUCAGCUAUGUUGAUGAUGGCAAAGAGAUUAAACGUCUGAAGCCCAAAAGAGCUGCUUCUUUCUUCACGCGACAGGCCCAGCCUCCCACUUACUCGGCUGUUCAGGUGACUGAAAGUUUGGAGCAAGGGUGACCCCCGGCUUCAACACCGCCCUCUUCUGCCUGGUGACCAAAACAACAUCUGUUUAUUUAGAUCCUCAGAGAGACUGCAAAACCAUCUGAAUGGACAGAUCGGACCAAGAUCACAGACUGAAGAGCUAAGCCAGUAUUUAUAGAUAAUUUGUGCAUUAUGUCAUAGGUCUAAGCUUUCUAUUUUGGCCGUUAAAUGAAUGUGAAAUUUGCUUCAAUAAUGCUGUUCUGUUAAACUAUGGUAACAAAUAUAUUUUGGUGCAAAAGCAGGACUAUGAGACACGAUCCGAAAGCUCUGUUUAGGUCACUCUUCUGAAUGUAGAUUCUACUAUGCAACCAUCAAACCAAACUACAUCCCAGUGGCUGUAAAUCAAGAGUACAGUAGUACAACAAUGUAAUCCAUGCCACUAAUACUGCUCAAACUAGACCUGCUGCACCAAAGCAAACAGUCAAUGCCUCUAGCAUAGGACAACUGCUCCUAUACACAAAACCAGGGCUGCAGUCUGUGGAAAAGCAUUGCAAAGACAGCAUAGACUGAGAUUAUGACAUUCUACUUGUGUACUGAAUGUGUGCAUUGUUUUAGUGCUCUGUUUAGUACAGGGCUCAUUUGCAUAUAGCGACUUCUGCUUUAUAACAAGAUGGUUGUUCAAAUUAAUUUAAUUUUUUUUUGUUCUGUUGAGACCAAACAUAAAUCAUGACUCUACACAUGAGUGCUGUUAAUUAUAGUAGUGGUCCCACUACCUUGUUGCUCUGGAGAAUCAUGUCUUUCUGAUUGUGUGCAUGGAAUGCACUGCUGAAAACAAUCCAGGUCAUAUGUGAUCAUAAUCUGCAUUUGUAAAGCAGAGAGAACUUUAAUACAUCAAAGGUGCUUGGGGAUCAGUUGGUGAUGAUGUGUCUGCUGUUUCUAUUUCUAUCUAGUGAACGUAUGAAACCCUAAGCAUUGUACGGUAUAUCCAGCCUUUUAGAGAUGGAAUGUACAUAGCUAUAUAAAAUGCAUAUGAUUUUUUUUUUUUUUUUUUAACAAUAGUUGUAGCAGCACGGAGGCCUACAUUAUUUUUUCGUCUAAGACCAUUACAAAAAAAUUCAAAGGAAGUUGUUCAAUUUGGUAACAGCCAGCAUUAUGCUAAUUGUCAGCUGUUUUUGUUUAUUUGAUCAUAACCUCUGAUGCUUAAUGUCCAGUUAUGUCCCUGUGGCAUCAUUACAAACAAUUUGAGACUUUUACUGAUUGUCUGAAUUUAGAAGAAUUACUAAAUGAAUGAAUUUGUUUUUAAGCAAGUGAUUUAAUUGUUCUUAAACAUUCAAGUACCUAUCAAAUCUUAAUGUCAAGCCCUACAGGUUACCAAACACACUUCUGUAUUUAUCAAUGCAUUACAUCUGUAGUCUUAAAUUGAUUUUAUGGUGUGCAUGUUUCUGUGAAUGUUUCUAUAUCUGCUUUCUCUGUCACAUUUAAUGUUGCAAAUCGAUCAUUACACCCACUGCAUUUCUUUUUAUGCAAAACACUCAUCGUCAAGAUGUUAAUCCUAAAAUGCAUGUUUCCAGAUUUUCUGUACUGUUGUCUUCUAUAACUUUUUUUUUUUAAUUCUAAAGCUAAUCCAAUAUAUAUAUAUUUCAGUCUGAACAUCUGUCAACCACAUGUGUACCUACUAACUGUGCUGUAGAUAGUCACAUCUUUGUAUCGAAAUAUUGAAUCUGUCAAUACUAAUUUAAAGUGCCUUUUUUACAUUCACAUUAAAUCUGUUGCUAUA
This is a messenger RNA of Carassius auratus (goldfish), 3318 nucleotides long. Its product is annotated as putative FERM domain-containing protein FRMD8P1. The record is from RefSeq and is a predicted model, not a curated record. Gene Ontology annotation, cellular component: cytoskeleton; plasma membrane. Gene Ontology annotation, biological process: negative regulation of canonical Wnt signaling pathway. The coding region runs from base 162 to 1577 and encodes 471 amino acids. The transcript has 10 exons. Lineage: Eukaryota; Metazoa; Chordata; Actinopteri; Cypriniformes; Cyprinidae.